Cololabis saira (Pacific saury) is the source of this 2165-nucleotide messenger RNA. RefSeq names its product copine-4. The coding region runs from base 145 to 1902 and encodes 585 amino acids. The record is from RefSeq and is a predicted model, not a curated record. Gene Ontology annotation, cellular component: plasma membrane. Lineage: Eukaryota; Metazoa; Chordata; Actinopteri; Beloniformes; Belonidae. Gene Ontology annotation, biological process: cellular response to calcium ion. The transcript is spliced from 16 exons. Gene Ontology annotation, molecular function: calcium-dependent phospholipid binding.
CGGGAGAGGCUGGAGAGGCUCUCGGCAGCCGCAGGAACAGGAGGAAGAGGAGGAAGAGGAGGAAGAGGAGGAUGAAGUUCUGCGUCCGGAGAGCCGGAGCUCAGCUCACUUCCCUCCGUCUGAGCUGAAACUGGAAACUUUUGGAUGCUCCUUCUCCCCCCUGGAACCGGUUCUCCGUCUGAAAAGACUACCGGCCCCGCCCCCACCAUGAGCGACAUCUACGAGUCCGCCGCCAACUCCCUGGGCCUCUUCAGCAGCCCCUGCCUCACCAAGGUGGAGCUGCGCCUCACAUGCAAAGGCAUCUCGGACCGGGACGCUCUGUCCAAGCCCGACCCCUGCAUCGUCCUCAAGAUGCAGUCCCACGGACAGUGGAUGGAGGUGGACCGGACGGAGGUUCUCCGCAGCUGUGUCAACCCCAGCUACUCCAAGGUCUUCACGCUGGACUUUUACUUCGAGGAGGUUCAGCGUCUGCGGUUCGAGCUCUACGACAUCAACAGCAGCCACAACGGGCUCCGGGAGGCCGACGUGCUGGGCUCGGUGGAGUGCACGCUGGGCCAGAUCAUCUCCCAGAGGAAACUGUCCAAAGCUCUGCUGAGGCCCGGCGGAACCGUCGGCAAGACCAUCGUCACGAUCUCAGCCGAGGAGCUGACGGGGAACGACGACUACAUCGAACUCUCCUUCAGCGCCAGGAAGCUGGACGACAAGGACUUCUUCAGUAAGUCAGACCCGUUCCUGGAGAUCUACAGGGUGAACGACGACGCCACCAUGCAGCUCGUCUACAGAACCGAGACCGUCAUGAAUAAUCUCAAUCCCAUGUGGAAAACCUUCAAAGUCUCCCUGAACUCGCUCUGCAGCGGAGACCACGAACGCAAGCUGCAGUGCACCGUCUGGGACUGGGACUCCAACGGGAAGCACGACUACAUCGGCGAGUUCGAGGCCACGUUCAAGGAGAUGAGAGGAGCCAUCGACGGGCGACAGGUGCAGUGGCCGUGCAUAAAUCCCAAAUACAAAGUCAAGAAGAAGAACUACAAGAACUCGGGGAUCGUUAUCCUGAGCCAGUGCAAGGUCAUAAAGAUGCAUUCGUUUCUGGAUUACAUCAUGGGAGGAUGCCAGAUACAGUUCACUGUCCGGUUCAGAACCUGGUCUUGGUCUCUGCAGGUGGCCAUCGACUUCACGGCGUCCAACGGAGACCCCCGGAACAGCUGCUCGCUGCACUACAUCCACCCCUACCAGCCCAACGAGUACCUGAAGGCCCUGGUGGCCGUGGGGGAGAUCUGCCAGGACUACGACAGUGACAAAAUGUUCCCGGCGUUCGGCUUCGGAGCUCAGAUUCCUCCCGACUACAAGGUCUCCCACGACUUCGCCGUGAAUUUUAACGAGGACAACCCGGAGUGUGCAGGUAUCCAGGGAGUGGUGGAGGCCUACCAGGCCUGCCUUCCCAAGCUGCAGCUCUACGGCCCCACCAACAUCGCCCCCAUCAUCCAGAAGGUUGCCAAAACUGCCUCGCAGGAGGUCCACACCAAAGAGGCCAUGCAAUACUUCAUCCUGCUGAUCCUGACGGACGGCGUCAUCACCGACAUGGCGGACACGAGGGAGGCCAUCGUCCAGGCCUCCCACCUCCCCAUGUCCGUCAUCAUCGUCGGGAUCGGGAACGCCGACUUCAGCGACAUGCAGAUGCUGGACGGCGACGACGGGAUCCUGCGGUCCCCGAAAGGAGAGCCCGUCCUUCGGGACAUCGUCCAGUUCGUCCCCUUCCGCAACUUCAAACAUGCCUCUCCGGCGGCUCUGGCGAAGAGCGUGCUAGCAGAAGUGCCCAACCAGGUGGUUGACUACUACAACAGCAAGGGCAUCAAGCCCAAAGUGCCCAGCGCCUACCAGUCUUCCCGGCCGUUCGGCCCCUGAGCCCCCACGGCCGCCUCUCAUGGACUGAGCCAAAUGUUUACCGUCUCUCGUUCUUUGUUUAUGCGGAUGCUGAAGGUGCUACACACAGUUUUACUGCAGAAAACGUCUCACUCAGACCUUCAAGAUGGAGCUUCUCAGACUUUAGAUGGAGGCCUUCCUGGGUCCACGUGGUCAUGAGGGACCAAGGCAUCGUUUUAUCUUAUUUUAUCCAAAACAAUCACGUCAGGUCUCCUUUUUACGGAAGAGUAUUAGGGUAAAUAUGA